AUGUUGUUGAUAUUCUAUUUAAUAGCAUUCAUACUUGCUACUCCAGUAAAGAAUAACAAAAAAGCAACAACUCACAAAUCAACGAGUAAAAAUCAAAUAAACCCACUAGAUCAUGUGGAUUUAUUUUAUGGAACAGAAGGUGGUGGGAAUAUGUUUCCAGGUGUUACUAGACCAUUUGGUAUGGCUAAAGUGGGAGUAGAUGUUUUGGAUAAAAAAUUUGGAAAUCCAUAUUCAGGAUAUGCGCCGGGAGGGAAUAUAAAUGGGAUUUCAAUGAUGCAUGAAAGUGGAACGGGAGGGGCUCCUGAAUAUGGAGUUGUUUCUCAAUUACCUUUUUAUGGAGAUUUAAAUGGAGGUUCUGAAAUUACUUUGAGUAGAUCAAGAGCUGAUUCUGCUAAAGUAGGUUAUUAUGCUGUUAAUACUACUUCAAAUAUAGAUAUUGAAUUAGCUGCGGGUGAGAGGUAUGGAAUAUUAAAAUAUAAUUUUAAAGACAAUUCUCAAGAUUCAAAAGUAUUGGUAAAUGUAUCUCAUCAUUUAACUGCUCCUGAUAGACCUUGGUGGACACAAUAUUUUGUAAAAGGAUCAAUAGAUGCAACCAAUCAAGGGUAUACAGGCUCAACCACAAUAAAGGGUGGUUGGGGAGAUCAAGAACCUUGGACUAUAUAUUAUUGUUCAAAUUUCUCAACCGCAGCUACUAAAGUCUCAAAAUUUGAUAAAAAUGGAGUAAGUGAUAAUCAAUAUUCAACCAGUUCGACAACUCAAGAUGAUUCAUUUGGUUUAAUUUUUAAUUUUGAUAAAGAAUCAGAAAUCAUUGCUCAUGUUGGAAUUUCAUUCAUUUCAACCUCACAAGCAUGUAACAAUAUAAAUUCAAAACAAGAUUUCAAUUCAUUAGUUGAUGAAACUCAAAAUAUUUGGUUAGAUGAAGUAUUCGACAAAUUUCAGAUUCAAAGUUUUAAUGAUUCGGUGGUAGAUAAAUUUUAUACAAAUCUAUACGGAACUCAUUUGAUACCCACAAAUAAAACAGGUGAAAACCCUAAUGAAGGUUGGUCAGCAAAUGAAGUUUAUUAUGAUGAUUUUUUCACUAUUUGGGAUACUUUCAGAUGUUUAAAUCCAUUAAUUAAUAUUGUGAAUCCUACAAGAGGUUCAGAAAUCGUUCAAUCACUCACAAAUAUAUAUUUGAAUGAAGGAUGGACUCCAGACGGUAGAUCUGCAAAUCAAAAUGGUAGAACUCAAGGUGGUUCAAAUUCAGAUAUUGUGAUGGCAGAUGCGUAUGUUAAAAACAUUCAGAACAUAGAUUGGUCUAAUGCUUAUAAGGCAAUGGUAAAUAAUGCUGAAGUUCAACCACCAUAUUGGUAUGAUUCAUUUGCACCAGAUGCUUCUACUAAGCAAGGUAGAGGUGCGCUACCGGAUUGGUUAAAAUAUGGAUAUAUCACUAGAAAUUAUUCGAGAUCAGUUAGUAGAACUAUUGAAUACGCAUAUGAUGAUUUUGCUUUGAGUCAAGUUGCUAAAGGUUUAGGUAAAAACGAUGAUUAUAACAAAUAUUUGAAAAGAUCAGCUAAUUGGCAAAAUAUUUGGAACAAGGACGCUGAAGCUAAAGGUUAUAGCUAUAAAGGAUUUAUACAACCUAAAAACGCUGAUGGUAGUUUUAAUUCCGAAAAUUAUGAUCCUUUAUCUUGUGGAGGUUGUUAUUGGAAAGACGAUGAAUAUGAGGGUAAACCAGUUGAAUAUGGUUUUGCUGUACCUCAUGAUAUACAAACUUUAAAAUCAUUAAUUGGUUCUGAUGAUACAUUUGUACAAAGAAUAUCGGAUUUAUAUCCAUUACAUGGUAAAAAAAUUGCUGAUGUAGGAAACGAACCUAGUUUCUUAACUCCAUUCUUAUUUAAUUUUGUUAACAAACAAUAUAAAACAAGUGAAUUAGUGAAUUACAUAUUAAAUAAUGAUUUUAAAUUGGGAGUUAAUGGAUUACCGGGAAAUUCAGAUGGUGGAGCAAUGCAAGCAUGGGUGAUUUUUAGUUUAAUUGGUCUUUAUCCUGUUGCUGGUACAACAACCUAUUUGAUUACAUCACCAUCAUUAACUUCUUUGCAAUUGCAAUUAGAAAAUGGAUCAACUUUUAAAAUUAAAGCCAAUAAUUUAUCUUCACUAAAUAUAUAUAUUCAAUCACUUAAAAUAAAUGGUCAGAAAUGGGAUAAGAAUUGGAUUGAUCAUGAAUCUAUAUUUGGUUCUAAAGGUGGAUCAAUAGAGUUUGAAAUGGGAUCAUCACAAACUGAAUGGGAAUCAGGUGAUGUUCCUCCAAGUUUUGGUCACUACACAUUAUAA
Molecule: messenger RNA, 2313 nt
Organism: Lodderomyces pseudojiufengensis
Lineage: Eukaryota; Fungi; Ascomycota; Pichiomycetes; Serinales; Debaryomycetaceae
Exons: 1
Coding region: 1-2313 (770 amino acids)
Biological process (GO): glycoprotein catabolic process; carbohydrate metabolic process; protein quality control for misfolded or incompletely synthesized proteins
Cellular component (GO): nucleus; cytosol
Molecular function (GO): carbohydrate binding; peptide-N4-(N-acetyl-beta-glucosaminyl)asparagine amidase activity
Source: RefSeq, a predicted model, not a curated record